Magallana angulata is the source of this 5156-nucleotide messenger RNA. RefSeq names its product GTPase-activating Rap/Ran-GAP domain-like protein 3. Gene Ontology annotation, cellular component: cytoplasm. Bases 1018 to 4002 code for a protein of 994 amino acids. The record is from RefSeq and is a predicted model, not a curated record. NCBI's taxonomy places the organism in Eukaryota, Metazoa, Mollusca, Bivalvia, Ostreida, Ostreidae. Gene Ontology annotation, biological process: activation of GTPase activity; regulation of small GTPase mediated signal transduction. The transcript is spliced from 28 exons. Gene Ontology annotation, molecular function: GTPase activator activity.
UCGUCAGUGUAGGCUCAGCUAGACAAUGCACAACAGUUAUUAUUGAUGAAGAUUCAUUCUUCAUUAAUAAUUUAAUAGGAUUUGAUGUUUUGGAGUGGAUUGUGAUACAAGUCACCACUAAUAUUGAACAAUAUUUACGCAUGCCGUCAGAUCUGAAUAGGGAGUUCUGUGCAAUGUGGGAAUGCUUCAUUUGAAGAAAGAUGUCCAUAUACGUAUUUAUAAGCGAAAGAAGGAUUUGAUCAAUGUUGUUAUUUGAUUAAGUCUCUGGCUGUGAUAUUUGAUACUGUGUCAUCUUUUUUUCAUUAUUUCGACCUAAAAUUGAAUUCAGAUGUUCUUACCCAGGAAACCUAUUUAAUUCUGUGUCAGAAGGUUAGCUAGUCUUUUUAUUUUAAAUUUUGAAUUGAAUCAGCGGGUAAACAUUUUUAAAAAUUCAAAUCUAUUGAGAGAACUUCCUUAUGGCCAAGGGGUAUCGCUUUGCGCUUCCGUUUUGAUUAAAAUGUAACUAGGAAAUGGAGAUAUAUAAUUACUACGACCUGGGUAUGUUGACUAAGUGUACAUGUGUGGUUUCUUUAAAAGAAUUAAUUCAUAUGUGAGAAUCCGAGCGAUCUUUAGAUAAGCUCACCCUUCCCCAUCGUACUUAUGUUUCUGAAGAGAGCCACUUGGUUGCAAGAGAACGGAUCAAUACAUUACCUGGUGUAUACUGAUCCUUUAUAUGUGGAAUUCUCGUAGACAGUGGCAUAUAAGUGAGCUUCUACACGGAAUAACCAAUGCUUUUUAUUGUAAAAGAAAGAACGUUCGGAGUCUGUCAGUAAUAUAAAGGCUGAUGUUGUCCACGGUGACGCAUUGUAAUAUCCGAUGUUCAGCGGAAACAUCUGCGGAAAAAACUGUUACACGAGAGCGAUAAAAUACUGUUUAUACAAUAGUUAUUACAAAGCAAAGGAAUAUCUGCCUUUGAACUUGAACAAGUGUCAGGAGAAUUUAUUCAGCGUUUAAAUACAGCCAGACGAUACUGCGACGAUGCUUUUAACUCCGUUUGACAAAGCCUUGUCAAGCUCUCUUCAGAAUCUUCGAACUCAGGACGAGGAGGAUAUCUCUUUUAAGGAUAAGCUCAAAAGAUCUUUCUCGUCGAUUAAGAGGCGUAAAAAGAAAGAAAGUCUGAUGCCAACCAUUACGGCAAAGGAGACAUUAAAAGUACCGCAGGUGACGCACGGACAUCGACCGUUAAGUGCUACAAAAUCAAACCCCCUGUCAUAUUACGGCACUCCUACAACCGAUUUGACUGUUAGGCGAGAUGCUUUCAGCAGACGACAAUAUGGCUCCGUGGAAACGCUAACAUUAAUGGACGAUGAUUGCAAGAGCCAUUCCGCUGGCAGGUUUCGAAUAGAAUCUGGAGAUUUAGAAGGAAGCGAUGAGGUCUCAAGUCCCGUUGCGAGUCCAGUCCAUCUUGAAAACCCAGAAUUUCAAACCCGAUGGUAUUUUAAAUACUUUCUUGGAAAACUGCACCAGAAUUAUGUUGGAAUAGACACAGAGAAAGACCCGUUUAUAUUGUCUGUGGUAGUGACGGACGCUAACAACCACAAUGUUCCACAGUACAGAGCUGUGCUAUGGCGAAAAAACGGAGCCAAGCGAGUUUGCCUUCCAUAUAAUCCACAAAAACCUCAGACAGUCAAGGGCAUUUUAAGUCAUUUUGAGCUGGAAAAAUUCGAAAAAGGACCCAAAGAGAUAUUUGACCCAGAUAUCCAAAAAGACAUUCUGGUACUGGAGGAGCAAGAGGGUUCGAUCAACUUCAAGUUUGGUGUGGUCUACGCCAAAGAAAACCAGGUGUCAGAUGAGGAGUUUUAUAGUAACGAUGACCCUUCGCAGUCGUUUAAUAGUUUUUCAGACCUAUUGGGAGACAGAAUCAAAUUAAAAGGAUGGGAAAAGUUCAAAGGUGGUUUAGAUGUCAAAUCUAAUGCAACUGGAACUGAAUCUAUAUAUACAGUUUACGAAGGCCACGAGAUUAUGUUUCAUGUAUCUACGUUGCUUCCUCAUUCUCUUGAGAAUAAACAACAGGUGGAAAGGAAGCGACAUAUAGGAAACGACAUAGUAAACAUUCUCUUCUACGAGUCUAGCAGUCCGGACCCUCAAGCAUUUCCUCAGUUCAAGCCCUGCAUGAUGAGGUCACGAUUUACUCAUAUAUUUGCUGUUGUUUGUUACAAUACAUGUGAUCGCUCUUAUAGACUCAACGUCUUUUCCGAAGAGUCGGUCCCUCUUUUCGGACCGCCUCUUCCCUCGCCCCCUGUGUUCCAUGACGCCGAUGAGUUCCGAGAAUUUCUUCUCGUCAAAUUGAUAAAUGGCGAGAAAGCCGCCGUUAACAAUCCUUUGUUUGCCCAGAAACGAGAAAGAACUCUAGAGAUGCUGAUAAAGAAUAUACACCAGGGAUAUAUGAUGGAAACCAAUAAGCUGUACAGAAGAGCUUUUAGCGAUGUGAUUCAAGACGCCCACAUCUCCAGAAAAGAAGAAGCUAGACGCAGCGAGUAUGUUAGAGUGGGCCAGACCUUAAAAGUGAAAACGAUUUUGAAAGGUGAUGCUCCAACAAGUUUAGUCACAACCGGACUUCUUAAACGAGAGCCAUGGGAACCGCAGUCAUUCUGUAUGGAUUUCCCUCAUCCAAUUAUUUGCGGCGAUUCUUGGGGGGACAACAAAUUAAUAUUAUCAACGGAAAAUGGCACCUUUAUCGUAGAAGAGGGUCUAAAUCAUCGAUCAAUAUUUGAUAAGUCUGUCCCUGUUAAACAGCUGGAUGUUGUGGAAGCUCACAACCUUUUGAUUUUUAGAUGCGACAAAGGUAAAGAGGGAAAGAUCUACGUGUACAGAUUGAAUGACUUUGAAGGAGAGAUGUUGGAUAAAGUUACAAGGGGAAAGGCAGAAUGCAGGGAAAACAGAAUCGAGAAAACAAAGGGUUGCCAUCUGUACGCCCUGAGCAGGCAAGGGGCCAGCCAUCUAAGAAUGGUGGUGGCGAUUCAGAAACGUCUCCUGUUGUUUUCCUGGAAGCAUUCCGUGGCUUGGUCUACGUGGUGUCCAACUGUUGACUUCGAAAUCGUGGAUGGCUUCAACUUCGUUCGAGAACUACAGGCCUUUGACUCGCCCCAACUGAUAACGCUGAUCGAUGGCGUUCGAGAUGACAACCAGAUCUGUGUUGGAUACAAGAACCAGUUUGACCUAAUAAAUGAGAAAAAUGGAGACACUUUGCAACUGUACCAGGUGGAGGCAAAUAAGAUCUUGCGUAAACGGAAAAUAGAGGUUAACUUAGUAGCAGCUUUGGAUAUAUAUGAAGAUGAAGAGUCAGAAUUACUUCUGUGUUACAAUCAUGUAAGUCAUUUCCAAAAGCUCUCAGAGGAAACAUCACAUGAUUUCGACUUCAACUGGAACUCGGAGCCAAGUGACAUAGUUUGCGCAUUCCCUUAUGUGAUGGCCUUUACCGCCGACUCCAUAGAAAUCCGCCUCAUCAUCAAUGGCAACCUUGUCCACGCCAUGUCUCAGCCUGGAUUGUCUCUGAUUACAUCGAAGUGUGAUAUCUACUUCUGCACGUUGGCUGGUCCGGGUGGCUCACCAAAAGAGAAAUCGACAGAACAGAGAUACACACCCCCUUCAUCCCCAUCUGCCAAAACCCUGCGCCCUCCCCAAUACAUUUACAAAAUCCCUCUCUCGUGCCUUGCUGGGCAAAUGACGACAACUGACAAGUCCCCCAUGAAUCCAACGCCUCCUCACCAGUCUACUCUUCUGGCCCCAGUGGCUCAAAAUGGCGAUCGGUCACCUAGCAACAAGCGCCGAAGCCCUCUGUUGAGAACCAAGUGCAUUCAUCCAAGUGGCGAAAAGACUGCUAGUGACAGGCACGAUUCGUCGGGAUCCGAUUCAGGAAUAUCCAUUCUUAGACCGGGGAACAAUAGUUCACCUCCUGACAGCCCGUAUCAACAGACAAUAUGUACCCUGGACUUUACACAGCAGGAAACGGACCUAGUUUAGCACGUCAUGGCGUAUAUAUGUGGUGCAAGCAAGACAUAUUACGUAGCGCAUUUUCAUAUUAUGAAGGUGCAUGUGCCUUAACCAUGUUCAAUCAACGACAGUGGAUGCUAACUGGUACUGAGGCGUCAGAUAAACAAUAUUCGGAAGAUUACAAGGCCACGCGUCUAAACGAAAGCUACUGAAGGUUUCCGAUGACGUUGCUCCUUAUUUUCAUUUGAUACACCGGUGGCACCUGAUCAUAAAUAUUAUUAAUUAACUAAGAUGAGGAUGUUGCAUUUGUGUUAUUUUUGCUGGCCUCAGAGCGGAUAACUGUAUAGUUUUAUAGAUUAUUUUCAUUCUGUUUUCUUUCCAUUGAAUUAUUAUUAAAAAAAAAUUUGAAUUUUUUCUUGAAAUAUGGUGCUAUAUCUACAAAUGUGAUGUGAUUAAGAACGGAUCUGGAGAAGGGGAGCAAUGAAUUGAAUAGUGUUUGAAUAGAUUUUUUCAAUACCUCGUUUUUUUUUUUGCCUUGUAAGUAGAUAGCAUCGUUAUGUAUAUAUUACAGUAUGACAAGUCAAACAUUGGAUAUCGUACUUGGAAAAAGAGAGAGUUUUUUUUCUCCUUGAAAAGUUGGUGCAAUAUAGUAGGUAUAUAAAUAAUUAAUUUUUUAAAUGGUAUGGUUUGUUAUAUGGAUUUUUACUGUGCUUUCAGUUAAUUGAAAGGGAAGGGAUACUCGAAAUGAAUGAGAUUUUCUAAAACCGAUAUAUAAAUGCGCUUUCAGCAUUUUAAGAAAUUUUAUUGGAUUUUACUGAAGGAUGACCUAGCAGAUGAUAUGUAGCUUUCCUUAAAUGGAUUUGACAUUAUCUUAAAAAUUGAGCACUUUUUCUUCUCAAAUCUUUCUAGAAAUUUUUUUUUUAAGUUUCAUAUACACUUGGAUUUUACUCAUUUUGAAUUUUAAAGAAAAAAAUAUUUUGAUUUUUAAAGACGAUUGAUUCCUCUACAUCAUUUCGUUGUUCAUAAUACAUAGGACGUUCAAGCAAAUAAAAUAAAGUGUUCAACCCUGUUCAAUCAUCGGAUCGUCACAUUAUAAUAUUAAACAUUUUGAAAAGUAUCAGUAUUAAGCAAAGAAUAAAUGCUUAUUUUUCUCCUGUAGUUUUUUUCAUCUACGUGCCGAGAAG